Molecule: messenger RNA, 2449 nt
Organism: Leucoraja erinaceus (little skate)
Lineage: Eukaryota; Metazoa; Chordata; Chondrichthyes; Rajiformes; Rajidae
Gene: alg12
Product: ALG12 alpha-1,6-mannosyltransferase
Exons: 10
Coding region: 313-1812 (499 amino acids)
Biological process (GO): protein N-linked glycosylation
Cellular component (GO): endoplasmic reticulum membrane
Molecular function (GO): alpha-1,6-mannosyltransferase activity
Source: RefSeq, a predicted model, not a curated record
AAUCCAUGCAGACGCCAACCGGGGCUCGACACGCCGAGAGCGGUCGCUCUUCCACGUGUUGCCGGCAGCCCGGCGAAUUCCACUCGAUGGAUAGAUGGAUAUCACAAAUGUAAUUGUGGGAUCGCAGGACCGCAAGUGGCUUUGCAAUAAGCACGUUGAGUAAACGUUGUGAAAAUGUGUUGAAUAUUGGAGGGAUGCAGUCAGCGAUUUCAAGGCUGCAACACGCCUUGGUUUCAAGUGUGGCUGUGCUGCAUGAAGUCUGCAGCGGGCUUAUUCGUCUCUUGAGUCUUGCCUCACAACUGGAGAGUAACCAUGGCUGAGAUGAGUCGAUCAAUGCAAAGAGAACUGCUGUUGCUGACACUCGUGGCUUGUGUCCACUUGUUGGUCUGUCCUUUUACUAAAGUGGAAGAAAGCUUCAACCUGCAAGCGACGCACGACAUACUAUACCACCGCUUGCACCUGGAUAAGUAUGAUCACCACGAGUUCCCCGGGGUUGUUCCAAGGACCUUCGUGGGACCGCUUAUUAUUUCAUUGCUCUCUGCACCAGCAGCUUUUUUCCUCUCAGCUCUUGACGUGUCCAAGUUUUACUCGCAGCUUCUAGUCCGAGGAUGCCUAGGUCUCUGUGUGAUUUAUGCAUUCUGGAAGUUUCAGAAAGAAGUUCGGAAACAAUUUGGCACAACGGUAGCUGUUUUUUAUUGUUGGAUUUCAGCAACUCAGUUUCAUCUUCUCUUUUACUGCACGAGAACACUCCCAAAUAUAUUUGCGUUGCCCAUUGUUCUCUUGGCAUUUACAGCCUGGAUGCAGCAGAAAUUUGGCACAUUUAUCUGGCUGUCUGCUCUAUCUAUCAUCAUAUUCCGAUCUGAACUUUCCAUAUUUCUCGGUCUCAUGCUGCUGUCAUCAGUAGUCAGUCGUCGAAUUUCAAUUUCCAGAAGUCUUUGCCAUGCAGUGUCAGCUGGAUUGGUAUGGUUGGCUCUAACCAUAUCUGUGGAUUCUAUAUUUUGGGGACGACUCAUUUGGCCUGAGGGAGAAGUACUUUGGUACAAUAUAGUUUUAAAUAAGAGUUCGGAAUGGGGAACAUCACCCUUUUUAUGGUACUUUUACUCGGCACUACCUCGGGCUCUUGGUUGUACCGUUGUUUUUCUGCCUCUUGGAGCACAGGACAGGAGGAGCUGGAGGAUGCUCUUCCCCUCAAUUGGUUUCAUCUUUUUAUAUUCAUUUCUACCUCACAAAGAAUUGCGCUUUAUAAUCUACACAUUUCCCAUCUUGAACGUUGUUGCAGCAAUGGGAUGUUCAUACCUAACGAUCAAGUACCACAAAUCCUUCUUUUAUAAAUUAGGAUUCUUUGCAGUGAUUGCACACCUGGUAAUAAAUAUCUGCUACACAGGAUUGUUACUAUAUGUAUCUCACCACAACUAUCCAGGUGGAGUCGCUAUGCAAAAACUACAUGAGGUUGUGCCUCCAACAGCAGCUGUUUCAGUGCACAUUGAUGUGGCUUCUGCUCAGACUGGUGUUUCCCGAUUUCUUGAACUCAAUCAAAAUUGGAGAUAUGACAAGAGAGAAGACUUUAAACCAGGAGAAGAUGGCAUCUUUGAAUAUACACACAAACUGAUGGAAAUGGAUCCAAAUUAUGUGUCACAGCACCAAAAAACUCAUAGAAUAAUGUUUAAUAUUUCUGGCUUUAGUGGAAUUGGAUUUAAUUUCUCUAAAAUACCUCCACUUUACAUUAAAAUCGAAACAAAAUUAGUGGCAUUAGAAAAAAUAGACACAUUGACGAGAAAAAAGAUAGAAAAUAUAACCAACUCUUCAGUUUGAACUCUACUUGUUCCACUUGGUGUUUCUACACUUCUACAUUUCUGGAACAAAACACAAAAUGCUGGAGGAACUCAGCAGAUUGGGCAGCAUCUGGGGUGGAAAUGCACAGAUGAUCCUUCAAACAUAAGUUAAAAGGAAAAUAGGUGACUGGGAUGGGAGGCGAGUAUUGGAGGAGGGGAAGGGAGCAUGGUCCAUGGGGGCAGGAGUUAGCAACCUGAUGAUCCAGCAGUAUUUGGCAAAGUGGUCGCCUAGUCUAUGCUUGGUCUCGCCAAUGAAAAGGAAGCCACAUCAGGAGCCCCAAACGUAGGUUUGAAGAGGUGCAUGUGAAACUGUCUCACCUGGAAGGGUGCUGGGGACACAUGCAAACUUGAACAGCAGCUCCUGUUCCAUUUGGGUAGAUUAUACCUAAUGGCAUGAGCAUUGCAUUCACAAAUUGCAAGUAAUAUCCUCUCCAUUCUCUUUCCCACACCCACCUUCACACAUUUCCAAUCCCAUAUUUCCCCUUUUAUCUCCCCCCAUCCACUUCCACCUCAUAUCUCUUCCUCUAGCUUUAGAUUUAACACCUUCUCUCAUCUAACACCAAUGUUUCCUUGUCACUUCUAACCUUUGUAAUUUACUCAAUUUGUCUGCCAACUAC